Molecule: messenger RNA, 3880 nt
Organism: Colossoma macropomum (tambaqui)
Lineage: Eukaryota; Metazoa; Chordata; Actinopteri; Characiformes; Serrasalmidae
Gene: mtmr1a
Product: myotubularin related protein 1a
Exons: 17
Coding region: 158-2182 (674 amino acids)
Biological process (GO): dephosphorylation
Molecular function (GO): phosphatidylinositol-3,5-bisphosphate 3-phosphatase activity
Source: RefSeq, a predicted model, not a curated record
AGAAGCGACAGGAAGCUGUGACGACGUCCGGCUGGGGAGGGGAAGAGCACGGAGCACACAGGGCCAUGGCAUCUUCGCAGUGACGAGCAGCACGUCUCUCUGCUCACAAAAACACACUCUGCACACCCGGACCGCCGAGGAGACAGAGACCGGGGAAAUGGAGAAACAGCCGAGCUCAGGCUCAGAGAGCAGCGGGGCUCCCCCGAUACCGAGAAAACCCCGGAGCCUCGGAGCUGUCCCGGUGUCUAGACAAGAGAGCGGAGACUCACUGGACAGUCCCACUGGUUCCCACGUGGAGUGGUGUAAGCAGUUGAUCGCAGCCACCAUCUCCAGCCAAAUCUCUAGCUGUGCUCCUCCUGAGGUUGUGAGCCGAGAAUGCAAGAUCGGGUGGAAAGUAGACCAUAGGGUAUCCAAGAGGCCGAAUUUAAGGCAGGUAUUCAAAGACACACAGAGGGUGAUCCCCCUGGAUGAAGUUCCACUGGUCCCAGGAGAGACCAUUAAAACCACUGCUAAAGAUGUGAUGUACAUCUGUCCGUUCACUGGAGCUGUGACUGGCACACUGACUGUCACAGACUACAAGCUCUACUUCAUCAGUCUAGAGAGGGAUCCUCCAUUUGUGCUGGAUGUGAAUCUGGGGGCGAUCAGCAGGCUGGAGACCAUCAGUGUUCAGAGCCAUGGAGAAAACACACGGGGCAUGGAGAUCGUCUGCAAGGACAUGAGGAGUCCUAGGUUUGCCUAUAAGACAGAGGAGCAGUGUAAGCUGGAGAUUGUGGAGACGCUUACCAAGUACGCCUUCCCUCUGUCCAACGAUCUGCCUCUGUUUGCUUUCCAAUACAAAGAGGAGUAUCCGGUAGAUGGAUGGAAGGUUUAUGACCCAGUGGCUGAGUACAAGAGACAGGGUCUGCCUAAUGAAAGCUGGACUAUCAGUAAGAUAAACAGUAGUUAUGAAGUGUGUGACACAUACCCUGCUCUGCUGGUCAUCCCGACCAGCAUCAAAGACGAUGAGCUUAAAAGAGUGGCCUCUUUCAGAGCCAAGCACCGCAUACCGGUCCUCUCAUGGAUCCACCCUGAGACUCAAGCCACUAUCGUGCGCUGCAGUCAGCCUCUGGUGGGCCCCUCAGACCGGCGCUGUAAAGAAGAUGAACGUUACUUGCAGACCAUCAUGGAUGCCAAUGCUCAGUCACACAAGCUCACCAUAUUUGAUGCCAGGCAGAGCAGCGUCGCUGACACUAAUAAGGCGAAAGACGGAGGUUACGAGAAUGAGAGUUUUUAUCCCCAUGUGGAAUUGAAUUUCCUGGAUAUCCCCAACAUCCAUGUGAUGAGAGAGUCUCUGCGGAAGCUGAAGGAAGUGGUCUACCCCACCAUCGAUGAACUUCGCUGGCACUCUGCAAUAGACGCCACACACUGGCUGGAGUAUAUCAGGCUGCUGUUAGCAGGUGCGGUGCGUAUAGCGGAUAAAGUGGAGUCCAGUAAGAGCUCAGUGGUGGUGCACUGCAGUGACGGCUGGGACCGCACAGCUCAGCUCACCUCCCUUGCUAUGCUGAUGCUGGACUCCUACUACCGCACGCUCAGGGGCUUCCAGGUGCUGCUGGAGAAGGAGUGGAUCAGCUUCGGACACAAGUUCGCCUCGCGUGUUGGUCAUGGAGAUGAGAAUCAUGCUAACUCUGAACGCUCGCCUCUCUUUGUGCAGUUCAUAGACUGUGUGUGGCAGAUGAUGAGACAGUUUCCCUCUGCAUUUGAGUUCAAUGAACUCCUUCUUAUUACCAUCUUGGACCACCUGUACAGCUGCCUCUUUGGUACAUUCCUUUACAGCAGUGAGCAGGAGAGGAUGGAAAAGGAAGUGCAGAGUAAGACAGUGUCUCUGUGGUCCUACAUUAACAGUCAGCCAGAGGACUUUACUAACCCAUUCUAUGUGGACUAUGAAAACCAUGUCCUGUAUCCCCUGGCCAGUCUGAGGCAUCUGGAGCUGUGGGUGGGCUACUAUGUGCGCUGGAACCCUCGCAUGAGACCACAGGUGCCAGUACAUCAGAAUUUGAAGGAGUUGUUGUUUUUACGUGCUGAGCUGCAGAAGAAAGUGGAGGAGCUGCAAAGAGAGGCAUCAUCAUCACGAUCCAUCUCCUCAUCCUCAGAACAUGCAUCUUCACCCUCGCAUAGCGGUACACCACUCCACACCACUGUUUAAAUAUGCACACACAUGGGCGACAUUUGGGGGGGGGCAAUAGGGGGCAUUUGUCUCUGCUAAAAUGUUUGUCAACUCACUUUAACCAUGGAAUACUGCCAUUUUUCAAAACAAAACUAUUUACUAUGUAUAGAGACUGAGCCCUACAACAUUAGGGGGCGGACUGUGUUCUGAUGUGAGGAGUUUCCAAGCAAUGCAAUGUACUAUCGAAAGCACUGCAGUCACCAACUUUAAAUUAUGCCACGGUGAAGAGCCUCACUAGAAGCACAGUCUCUACUCUGUUAGCAAUGGGAACAGAUAGCGACUUUCAAAAAUUCUGGAAGCACAUGGUUGACUUAUGCGCUUUCUGUAGUUCCGUGUCUUACUUGGCAUUACUAUGUUACUACAAGGAAUUGUAUUUUGGUGUACUGGACAAAACCAUACAGAAAUCUGCGAGAGCCUUCAGGAAAAUGACAUGGAAAGCCAAAUCACACUGAACAAUAUGGAACUAUUCUUGCUUGUGUCGACUGAAAACAUGAGAAACACCAUGAGUCAGGAGUCAGGAGAGACUGUUGGAGUGCUGAAUUAUGAACGGGCCAUUCACAUAGACUUGGAAAAAACGGUCAGUGCGUUAAAUGCUGUGCCCAGUGGGUGCCGUCUUACGGUAGGACAUUGUUUAUACUUUGAUAAAUGUAGGCUAUUUGCUAAAUACAGGUUUUGUACUUACUGUGUAGUUGACUGAGAUGGCUUGCCCCCCUGACGUAAGUCUCAAAUGUCGCUCAUGUGUACACACAUCACACCCACACGCAACAGCACUUAUCCACAAAUACUCACUCAAGCAAGGGCAGUAAGUGCAUGAGUACAUCAAAAGAAAUGAGCAAAGACACAGACAUUGAUAUUCUCGUUCUUAAACCCGUAAGUCACUGUAGUUUCGGAAUUUUAAAGUUUCAGACCUUUUUAUAAACUGUGAAAAAGUGCUCAUAAUGUUUCUUUGCGUUCUGUAAUGAUAUAGUUAAGAUGUUUGGGUCAUGUUGUUUAUUAUCUAAUAUUGGAAAUGUAAAUAUGAACAAAUGAAUUAAUAUAUUUGUACUUAACCUAAAAACAGUGUUGUAUCCAUUGGUUUAUGCUGUUUUUCACUCCGUCUUUACUUGCCAUCCCACAGUUGCCACUCUGUGCCAACCGAUCCUUUUCAUGUUUUUUUUUUUACAUUUGUAAGCUGUUAUUAGUUACUUGAACUCAUUCAAUAUUGUGUAAUAUUUUCAAAGAGAAUACUUUCUUCUACUUUUAUAUUUGAUUGCUUUUAUUUUUCCAUUUUGUCUUUUUUGUCAUUACACUGAAGUUUGAUAGCUAUUUCAGUAUUUUUUAAUAAGGCUAAUGUUCUCAUUGGUAAUAUAUGAAGCACUGAUGAAGAGGGAUGAUGUAGUUUGAUAGUAUGAAGGAGUUGAAUGUGACUGAAUUGUACUGCUCUAUAAGGCCAUCAUUGAAUCUGUCUUUUCUUUGCAAUUGUAUGCAUUUUUUAUAUGAGGGAAACCGUGUCAUUACUGAUAUGUUGAGGGUCAUGAAGGUCACAGUUGUUACAUACAUGAAAUAUUAGCUAUAACACAAUUUACUGUGACAUGUCAGUGCAGUGUUGAUGUUACAAGUUGAACUGGAGGUACUUUAUAUGUUUGUUUUUAUUCUUCUAAGUUGCCCAUUUAUUAGUUGUUUUGUAUCCCAAUAUAC